CAGAGAGCGAGAAAUUGAAAGUAAAGAAAAAACAAAGGAAAACAAAAGAAGAGGGAAAAGGAAAGAGGGACGACAAAGGAAUCGUUGUCGGCGCCCAAUGCUUCCACCGACCAAUCUUCACCUCAUUAUCUCUUCCACUUCCACACACUCUUUCUCUAUCUCUAUUAAAAUCAAUUUUAUUUUCCCCCUGUCUUGAAACUUUUUUAAAACCCUAACCCUUUUUCCAUUCGUUUUUUAAUUCCUUUUUCGUUUGUUCGGUACCUUCCUAUAUUUAUUUUUUAAACCCAUUGGAAGUUGUCCGAGUUUUUAUUUGAUCUAGGGUUUUAGUUUUGUGUGUGUGUUUUUUUUUACGUUUUAAUCAAGAGAAAUUAUGAAGGGAGGUAGCGGUGUGGCAGAGCCAUCUGUGGUUGUUGAGAGGGUUGAGGAUGCUGAUAAGGAGAAGAAGAAAAAACGACGAUCCAAUCGUCGAUCCAAACAUAACUCGGCGAACGAAGCACGAGGAGAAACAUCAGAUGGCUUUAAAAGUGAAGACAAAACUAAUGGGUUGACAUCUGUGAAUCGUUCUUCGUCCAAACAAGGGCUGGAGAUGGCUUCCAUUGAACAGACUCCCGUUAGAGCAUAUGUUGGUUUUACUUCUACUACAAUGCAUAUAAAUGAACGAGUUGGCUUUGGUUCUGAUGAUACUGCUAUUGAUGGUGGAACUUUUUCCAACACGUGUCCUGAAUCAAUUGCCUAUCCGGUGUCAUCUCCAUUCUUCCAGUUUGAGGGUUUUAUGAGAAAGAAGCUGUUUGCUACACACUGGCAUAUAGAGGCUGUAAAGGAUGCUUUGGAGAAAGGCGAAGCUUUCAAAGCAUUGUUUCAUGUGAAUGCUCACAACCGACUCGAGGCAUAUUGCAAAAUCGAUGGGGUACCUACGGAUGUUCUUGUCAGUGGAAUUUCUUCACAGAAUAGAGCUGUUGAGGGAGAUACUGUGGUUAUUAAGGUUGAUCCCUUAGGAUUGUGGACCAAGAUGAAAGGGUCAAAUGAGUCCUCAAACAAGUCUACAGUGGUAGAAGAUUGUAACAUAGUCCAAGAAGUCAAUGAGGUAGCUGAUAAUAGCUACAAAGGUAAAGGUAUAGUUGAUGCAGAAUGUGAGUAUGGUAAUGGUAGAAGUGGAGUGCCACUUGAGAAAGGGGUUUAUAAUGAAACUCCAGUGACCAAAGCAGAAGCAUACAACCAUGUUAACGGGCAUCACCAAUAUGGUUCAGAGUCUUUGCAUGUGGGUCUUUUACCUGUGCAGAAUGAAUGCAUAAAUUCAGUGGAUACAUUGGCUGCCAUGACUAGUCGAUACCCUCUGAAACGGCCUACUGCAAAGGUUGUUGCAAUUGUUGAAAAGUCUGUUCGACGUGAUGCUAUUGUCGGCUUUCUUAAUGUUAAGCAGUGGCUUUCCUAUCGAGAACUUGAUAGAAAAGACGCACAGAAAAAUUCUGCUACUUUUGACAAUGAGUAUGUUACUUUGACCCCAACUGAUCCAAGAUUUCCCAAAAUGAUCGUUUUUGUGAGAGACUUACCAGACUCUAUACAGAAAAGGUUGGCAGAUGGUGAUGUGACAGUUGAGAUGGAGUUGCUUGCUUCCCGAAUUGAAGAUUGGAGUGCUGAAAGUCCUUUUCCACGAGCUCAUGUCUCUCGUUCUUUUGGACGGGGCAGUGAAUUGGAAUCUCAAAUCAAUGCAAUUCUAUUUCAAAAUGCAAUUCAUUGUGCUGAUUUUCCUCCUCAAGUACUUUCUUGUCUUCCAAGUAUUCCUUGGAAAAUCCCGCCCAAGGAAUUUCAAACUAGAAAAGACCUUAGAGAUUUGUGUGUGUUUACUAUUGACCCUACCACUGUAUCUGAACUUGAUGAUGCUUUAUCUAUUGAAAAGUUAUCCAAGGACACUUUUAGAGUAGGUGUACACAUUGCGGAUGUGUCGUACUUUGUGUUACCAAACACAGCCUUAGAUGUGGAAGCUCGUAUUCGAUCAACCAGCGUGUACUUGUUGCAAAGGAAAAUACAAAUGUUGCCAUCUUUGCUUUCAGAAGAGCUUGGCUCACUUAAUCCUGGAGUUGAUAGGUUUGCCUUUUCUAUGUUUUGGGAAUUAAACAACAUGGGGGAUGUUUUGGAUCGUUGGAUUGGCCGUACAGUGAUAAGGUCUUGUUGUAAGCUGUCAUAUAAGCAUGCACAAGACAUCAUUCAAGGGGUAACUGAUCUGGAGAAAUCUAACACUUUAGAAGGAUUGCCGCAGUUGCAUGGAAAAUUUGAAUGGGCUGAUGUUAUUAGAUCUAUUAAAUGUCUUCGUGAAAUUUCAAAAAAUUUGAAGGAGAAAAGAUUUAGUGGUGGUGCUCUACAGCUUGAAAGCACUAAAGUUGUUUAUCUAUUUGAUGAAGAUGGGGUUCCAUAUGAUAGCAGUCUAAGUGAGCUUAUGGAUUCAAAUUUUCUUGUUGAGGAGUUCAUGCUUUUGGCAAAUAUGACAGCUGCAGAAGUAAUAUCUAGAGCUUUUCCCCAUAGUGCAUUAUUGCGAAGACAUCCUGAACCUAAUAUGAGGAAGCUUAAAGAGUUUGAAGCUUUUUGUCGCAAACAAGGUCUAGCAUUGGAUACUUCCUCUUCCAGUCAGCUUAACCAAUCUUUGGAAAAAUUAAAGGAAAAACUCAAGGAUGAUUCUGUUCUUUUUGAUAUUCUCAUCUCGUAUGCUUCAAAACCAAUGCAAUUGGCUAGUUACUUUUGCAGUGGACAGUUAAAAGAGAAUCUAAAUGAAUGGGGUCAUUAUGGGUUGGCUGUUCCUCUCUAUACACAUUUCACUUCACCGCUACGUCGCUAUCCAGACAUUGUUGUACAUCGGACAUUGGCAGCAGUAAUUGAAGCGGAGGCGCUAUAUAUGAAGCAUAGAAAGGCGCUUAAAGGUAACAAUGGGGAGGAAGUGUGUAGAAAGUGUUUCUCUGGUAUUUAUUUUGAUAAGGAAGCUGCGAGUUCACAAGGGAAGGAUGCAUUGUCAAGUGCUGCAUUGAAGCAUGGAAUUCCUUCCUCUGAACUACUUGGUGAUGUUGCUGCAUAUUGUAAUGAGAGAAAGCUGGCCAGUAGGCAUGCCGAGGAUGCCUGUGAGAAACUCUAUAUGUGGUAUUUGCUGAAGAAAUGGAAGAUUUUGUUGUCUGAUGCUAGAGUAUUGGGAUUGGGCCCAAGAUUUAUGUCUGUUUAUAUUCAGAAACUGGCUAUUGAGAGGAGAAUACACUAUGAUGAAGUUGAAGGGUUAACUGUAGAAUGGCUGGGGUCUACCUCAACGCUGGUGCUUAGUUUAUCUGGCCACAAACGUUUGUUCAAGAGAGGUGGCCCUGGGAAUUACAUGUCUCUUGGAAACGCUGCAUGGGUCGUAAAUCCUUACGAUCUAAGUAUGGAAACAGAUAGUAUCGAUGAAUGUGAUGCAACAUGCACACCGAAGGGUGGGGCAGAGCCAACCUCGAAGUCUCGGGUUGAUCCCGGAACUUUUCCUCUAACGGUGCGUAUGCUUUCAACAAUUCCUGUGGCGCUGUAUGCAAUUGGUGGUGAUGAUGGACCCCUUGAGAUUGGGGUACGCUUGUACAUGAGUUCAUAUUUGAAGUAACUCGUGUUUUAGAUGAGGGCAGCUAAGUAGUAUUGAAGGAGCUGUGAGUUAGACAAAGGUAACGGAACCUUGUAUGGAAUGAAGAGGUUCUGUUGUAGACAAGGAAGUAGUGUAUAGCUUAUGUGGUGUAGAUACAACGGUGUGGGUUGGGAUCAGGUGGUUUGAUUUUGGGUGUUUGUGGGGGUUUAUAACAAAAUAGCUGCUCUUUAGGAAUUGGCCCGUGUUUUGAUCGGCAAGUUUCAACUAAUGUUUACCUCGAGUAACUACUCAAAAGCAUUCGAGACCGAGCUUAGGAAUCGGUUCAAUGCUUGAUACGCUAGACUGCAGCCCGAAUGUUUUUUUUUUUUUUGUUGAAGUUUGGGUGGCUUAUUUACUUUGUUUACAGAUUCUUUGUUUUUUUUUAA
This is a messenger RNA of Hibiscus syriacus, 4011 nucleotides long. RefSeq names its product DIS3-like exonuclease 2. NCBI's taxonomy places the organism in Eukaryota, Viridiplantae, Streptophyta, Magnoliopsida, Malvales, Malvaceae. Gene Ontology annotation, molecular function: RNA binding; 3'-5'-RNA exonuclease activity. Gene Ontology annotation, cellular component: exosome (RNase complex); P-body. The record is from RefSeq and is a predicted model, not a curated record.